CCCACCUCGCGACCGCUUGCAGCUUUUACCACACCACUUUUUGGCAGGCGGGGCCGGCGCGCGUGAAGCGGCGGGGCGCGCCGGCCGCAUGGCGCUACUGUACCGCGCCACGCGCCUGCGCGACCGCGGCGACACGCAUGUGUUCACCUUUGUGGUUACACGCAGCGCGACCAGGGAACCUGAUCGGGAUGUGACCAGCAAAGACUUUGGUUGCGCGCAUCAGAGAUGGGCGGUGGCUUUCAACCGCUCGGCGGACGCUUCACUAGGAGUAUACCUGGUGUGGCGCGGCGCAUGCGAGGGCAUGCGCGUCUACGUAGACUUCACCUUCACGCUCCUCAGCCGCGACCACUUCACCGCCAAUGAGGGCUUCUCGGGCAAGCAGGUCCGCUUCAGCUCCGGCUGCGCGGCGCAGGGCCGCGGCCGCUGCGUCACGCUCGCCGAACUCAACUCCAAGUUCGCCGACGCUCGCGGCGAGUUCCAACUCGAACUCUGCAUGUCGCGCGUCCGCACUUUCUACUCCUGCGAACUCAGGGCGCCGCGCAUCGACACCCCGCCUAUCGCCUUCGCUGGCUUCGAUUGGACCGUCGCCGUGAACGGAUGGAGCAAGGAACCUUUAACGCUCAGACUAGUGCGACUCUCAGGAGAAGGACAGCAAUGCCGUGUCAGAUACGCGCUGGCUCUAGGCGAGGGCGAAAGGCGUGUGCAAUCGGGCGUUCUGGAUAGCCUUUGUGACGCCGAAGGGAGGACCCCGCCUUGGACGCCGCGUCCUCCUCCUCGCCCUAUUCACAAAGGCCUGCGGUUGACUGUGGAGCUGAUCCACGCCCGCGCUUUGGCUGAUCUUUCAGUAGCGGCGGCAGGUCGCGCGGUGACGUGCUACGAUCGCGACAAGCAAGCAUGGGCGCUUCGCUGCGACACGCACUCUGACACUGUGCGACUUCACAUGCUUUAUCGAGAUGUGCACAACGUGCCACGCAAUCACUUACGCUACGUGAGCUGGUCGGCUUGGCUGGUGCGCGCCAACCCGGGCGCCGGGGAGUCGGACGCCGAGGAGCUCCCGGGGGCGCCCUUCUCCAACUACUACGCGCAGGACAGCGCCGACGAGGGGCUCAUGAUGGAGACGGCGCUCCGCGUGGAGGAGAUCUCGCGCCCCGGCUGCCCCUUCCUGCACGCGGGCGGCGAGCUGCGCGUCCGGCUCGAGUGGGGCGAGACCUAUCUACUGUUUCAGGCUACUUACCAUAUCUAUGAUGAUCUUUGUCGUCUUCAAGCACAUCAGAUGAGACGUGAAAUCACUGCACUCCAAGCGGAAAACUACUCUCUAGAGCGGCAGCUGUUCAGUUACCAGAAAAGCCUGGCGUACGCGCAGGCGCAGGCGGGCGCGGGGGACGCGCCCCCGCCGGAGGGUGAGGGGCGGCGGUCCCCCGCCGAGCGGUCCCUCUCCACCGACACCGAGUACGCGUGAACACCGAUAGAUGGCGCCACUUGUCGCCCCACUCAUUUCUACUGAGUACGCGUGUACAUCGCUAGAUGGCGUCACUUCUUGUACGCGUCAACACCAGAUACCAGUUGGUGCCCCUCUUUCUACGGACUAACGUGAAUACCAAUAGGUGGCGUCACUAUUUUUACCGAGUAUACAGUGUAUACCGCUAGAUAGCGCCACUCAUUCAGUCGAGUACGCGUAAACGCCGCCAAACGGCCCCUCUUUCUACUGAGUACGCGUCUACGCUGUUAGUUCUGUAAGUUGGCACCACUCUUUCUACUGCUGAGUACACGUGAACAUCGCCAGAUGGCGCCAUUCUUUCUUCUGAGUACGCGUGAACAUCACCAGGUAGCAUCUUUCUACUGAAUACGCGUGUGCGCUGCCAGAUGGCGCCAAUUUUUCUACCAAGUUCACGUGAAAGUCGUUAGAUGGCACUCGUUGUACUGAGAUGCCGCCAGGCGUCGCUCGUUGUCGCUUCUCCGCCCGCUCUGCUCUCUAUCCUUUUCGACUGACUCUGACGUUUUUGAGCGAUUUAUCUAUUUUUCUAGACGUUUUAAGGCGGGGUGCGUCCUCGUCCGCACCGCUUCUCGCCGGCGCCUGCACUCUCGCGCUCGAUCUAUCGAUAGCCAAUUAUUAUACUCGACUACUUUUCUAUUUAUCUGUACAUAAAAUAUAUUUAGAUAUUAUAUAUUAUGUAUAUUUCUUAACUUGAAACUCGAAUUCAUAUACUGCAACAGUCGAUUAAGAGUAAAAGUCUAUGA
Molecule: messenger RNA, 2238 nt
Organism: Leguminivora glycinivorella
Lineage: Eukaryota; Metazoa; Arthropoda; Insecta; Lepidoptera; Tortricidae
Exons: 4
Coding region: 89-1459 (456 amino acids)
Source: RefSeq, a predicted model, not a curated record